Messenger RNA from Triplophysa rosa, 5718 nucleotides. It is a transcript of the gene fgfrl1b, whose product is annotated as fibroblast growth factor receptor like 1b. Gene Ontology annotation, molecular function: fibroblast growth factor binding; fibroblast growth factor receptor activity. NCBI's taxonomy places the organism in Eukaryota, Metazoa, Chordata, Actinopteri, Cypriniformes, Nemacheilidae. The transcript has 9 exons. Gene Ontology annotation, cellular component: plasma membrane. The record is from RefSeq and is a predicted model, not a curated record. Bases 203 to 1621 code for a protein of 472 amino acids.
UGCUGACGGGACAUGUCAAGAGAAGAGGCGAGUGGAACCUAACUGCUCCUGGACUUCUUUUCUUUUACAACAAAUAUACAAACCAACCUCAAAGGACGACCUGAGUGCUCAAGAGGGUUUAAAUGAAACAUAAUCAUUCUGGUUUUAAAUCAUAUAACUUUAAGCUGCGGAGCGCAUUUUAAGAUACUGGUGGAUCAUCGUAAUGUGUUCAGAGGGAGGAAGCUUGACUUUUCUAACUGGGCUUUUGAUCUUGGCGCUGUCAUGUGAAGCGAGAGGUCCACCAUGGGUCAGUCGCCAGGUGGAGGAGAGGCCAACGGCAAGACUGGGCCGCACGGUUCGACUGCCGUGCCCGGUGGAUGGCGACCCUCCUCCGCUGGUUCUUUGGGUGAAGGAUGGGAGGAAUGUGCACCCUGGAUGGAGCCGCUACAAAGUUCUGAAGCAGAGCCUUAAGAUCAAAGAAGUGGAGCUUGAGGAUGCUGGAGAGUACAUCUGCCGCGUCACCAACGGAUUUGGCAGCAUCGCGCUCAACUUCACACUAAUUGUAAUUGACGAUGCAGCUGUGCCACCAAACCAACCUCCCCCAGCCGCUGCAGAACCAACCGGAGAGCUGUGGGUGAAGCCACGCUUCAGUCAGCCCACAAAGAUGCGCAGGCGAGUGUUGGAGCAGCCUGUGGGCAGCUCGGUGCGUCUCAAGUGUCUGGCCAAUGGCAAUCCAACACCGGUCAUCACAUGGUGGAAAGACCAGACUCAGCUGCCCAGCCCGCACCAGAAUAAGCGCCCACUGUGGACUCUGACUCUGAAAAACCUUCAGCCUCAGGACAGUGCCAAGUAUACCUGUCACGUCUUUAAUGUAGCUGGGCACAUCAAUGCCACAUACAAAGUGGAUGUAAUUGAGCGCACAAACUCGAAGCCCAUUCUCACUGGUACCCAUCCUGUCAACACAACUGUGGAGUUCGGUGGAACGGCUUCUUUCCAGUGUAAAGUUCACAGUGACGUGAAGCCAGUGGUCCAGUGGCUGAAGCGAGUCGAUCCUGGCACAGAGGGGCGCUAUAACUCCACGCUGGAGGUUGGUGGUCAGCACUUUGUGGUGCUUCCCACCGGGGACGUGUGGUCCAGACCUGAUGGUUCCUAUCUUAACAAACUGGCCAUCGUCAAAGCACGAGAUGAAGAUGCUGGGAUGUAUAUCUGUCUAGGGGCUAAUACCAUAGGCUACAGCUUUCGCAGUGCCUACCUUACUGUUCUCUCAGAUCCCAAAAUGGAAAAGCCAGUUAUUCCGCGGCACAUCAGCCCCGGUCUUCCCUGGCCCCUGAUUAUUGGCAUCCCAGCUGCAGCGCUUCUCAUCGUUGGAGCCAUCGUGCUCUGGCUGUGCCACAGCCGUCGACGCCAGAGAGCCUUGCCUCCCAGACCGACGAUGUAUCGAGACCACCACAUUCCAGACAAAGAACUCAGCAUGCCCAGCAGCGUCACGCCUGACCUGCCCAGCCAAAGACUAAUGGGCCCUCCAGCCCUCAGUGGUCCACCAAAGAUUUACACCAAGGUCUACACAGACAUGCACACCCACACACACUCCCACGCACACAUGGAGGGGAAAGUGCACCAGCAUUUUCAUUACCAGUGUUAACCGGUUACCUACAGCUUUAUCAAUUGACUCAUGCUGCUGUCUGUCUUCCCACAAGCUAAGAGCCAUCACUUGAGGACCACAAACUUUAGUGUAGAGCUACAUAGGAACCCAUGAGUAGUGAUGAAAGAGGAUCUGUGAAUUUUGGACCAACAUUCCUGAUGUGUUCGUUCUGGUGGAUCCCCUUUACUUUAUGACGUCUCAGGUCAGGAACAAAAGCAUCACUCUGUAUGGACCUAACAUUUCUUUGAGGUUUUAUUGCUCAGCUCAGAGAACAGUGAAAUAGAAGAAGCAAAGUGAGGACAACUACAGAGGAACUAUUUUAAAUUUAGAGAAACUGUGAUGAUCUGUUAUGAAUGCUAGUAGCACUAGCAAAGCUGUUUACAAUGCAUUCUGAACUUGUCAGUACAUAAGCAAGAUGUGGUGUUUUCUUUUCUCCUUUUCUUGUUUGUUUUGUAACAUUACAGUAUAUUGUAAAGAUGUUGUGUUAUUGUGUGUUAUAGUGUAAGAAGUUGAUGUCAGGGAAACUGGAUGGAUGACUAAAUGGAAGAGGGGGGUAAGGCCUUCUGUCGUAUUAGCUUUCAAAGGUACUUUUUGCAUUGAGCUCAACUUUUUAAUAACUGCAGUAUUACUUUAACGUGCCUUCUCUAUGCCGACGCAAUCACACUGUUUUUUCAAACCUUAAUAUUACUCAACUUUUAGAUGGCCUGUAAACAUAAUAUUUGAAACCAGAGCUAGUCAGUUACCAGGUGACCUGUUGCUGCCUUCGUGAGCCAUGCUCUCUACAAAGUCUAUAAAUGUGAGAACUUGUUUAUCUGAAAUACUGCAUGCUGCAAUUGUACUUUGGUGCUCAUGUAAGUAUAUUUUAAUAGUAUUUUUGUAAGAAAUAAAUCAUUUUCUAUUUUCUCGUAUUCAUUUAUGGUUUCACCCCCAAAUAAUUCACACAAACGUUUGCAUAUUUUCGAUGGGAAAUGAAAGUUGGAUGCCACCGCAGUGGCUGUAGACUCACUGCACCCUCCCCGACACGGCCUCAGACCGCUGUUAGUUUAACAGGCCGUGGAAUGCGAUGAGAAAUCAAGUUAUUCUUUUCGACACCAGGAAAGAAGGGAAAUAUUCCCCGCAGGAUUUGAUGGGUAUUAAUAUUGGGAUAGGGUUACCAGAAGGGCUGUAGUUUCCUCUGUUUUCCCUGUGGAUGACAAAGGCAAGAAAACUCUCGCUUAACACCAAAAGCCCCAAAGUUGAGUUCAGACCGAGAACUGGACAUUUGACCUCAUGAAAGACUGAAAGAAAAAGAUUGGGUUAUGCUGGAUAAAUGUAAUGAAGUAAUUCUGAAGAUGGAAGAACAGCCAGUACCUGUGAACUGUUUAUGCAAACAUUGUUGCCAAGGAGGGUUAGGGCAUCACCUAGAGGCAAUGUUUGGUGUUGCGAGUAAAUACAGCAUGAAAUAAGGCUUUUUUCAACGGGAAGUUUCUCAACUGAAACACAACAGAGGUGCAAACGAAAAUUCAAAAUGUGUUAUAUGUUGCCUCUGGGCAAUUCCAGCGUUAUGGACGUGACAUUUUGCGUUGUGGACGUGACAUAAAAAUGCUCAGAGAAUGAAUUUGUUACGAUUAUAUUGAACCAUCUGUUUAUAUUUUACUGAACCCUUGUUGAUAGAGUCUAAACAUCAAAAAAUGUCAGUCUAUGAAAAAAAUGUAUAUUUAAGAAAAUGGAAAUAAACAUGCGUUAUGGAUGUGACAAAAAAAGGACGCGGUUUUUGGGAGACAAUAAACUUUGUAGGAUUUCUAUAAAAUAAAAUGCACAAUCCUGAAGCAAUAAUACCCAAUGAAUGGAGAAGGGAUGCCUCUUUAUAGAACAUAAAAUAGUUACUUUAUAUUCAUUUUCAUGUGUCCAUUUAUGAGAAAUAUGUAGCGUUAUGGAUGUGACAAUCCUGAAAAUGGCACUUACCUGACUAUGAAAAAUCAUGCACUAAAAAUACAACAAAUGCUUUACAAAUUUGAAGAGAGAUCUUACAUGGGUAUUUGAACCACCAAAUGUUAAAAUCUGUACUGUAAAACCGCUGGUAAAAACUUAAUUUUUUCGUGGUAAGGUUGACAUUUUCACGGAAUUGCCCCUCUGUCAAUUUUGGUGCUUCCUUUUGAGUGACCACAGCACAUUAGUGUUACAAUUCUAAAAUAAAAUACCAACCACAACUUCACAUGCUCUGUUUAGACCCCUCAGACCUUUAAAGAGAGUUUCUAUUUUAGAUAGAUGUGUCAACAGACAAACAAUAAUAAAAACAUCAGUUCUGUGGUCUGGAAAGUUUUUAUUGGUUUCUUUGCUAUCUGUCUAUUUGUGGUCUUUUGUAAUGUGCUGUAUGGUUUUGAAAGCAGCAGAUGCAUGUUUUUUUAUGCUACAUGUCAUAGACAUACAGCCUUUAAUGCCACAGAAUACUUGAUGGUGUUUGAUCUGUACAUAUUAAAACUGGCCUUGGAUGCACAGUAAGAAUAUUUGUGAAGCUCUUUUAGCUGCAGUAUGUUAUAGGUAUGAUACAAAUCGAUUAGAUUUGUGUAGAUUAAGUGUUUUAUUUUGUUUGAUCUUCUUCAUAGUUUAAUGUUUUUAAUGUAUAUAUUUUCUACAUCCUAUGUUAUAGUCAUGUGAUCCUAUAAGGCUCUUCGUCUAAAGUGUUCAGUGUUAAUAGAGGCGGUGCUCAAGUUUUUAUCCCUUAUUUGGAUGUCAAUGCAACUGAAAUAUGCGGCUCAGCAUUUUUCUGCUACUUUUCAGUCCCGUUUGUAAGUAUCAUUGUAUAUUUCUUUGGACUCUAAAAACAGAAUAUUAACCUAUAAAUAUUAUACAUUUUAAUGUACGUAUUAAACUUUAAUUAUGACUGUAUUAAAUAUCUAUGCUCGAGAAGUGAUAUUGGUUUAAAGAAAGUUUUUCUUAUUCAGAUUCUAACAAUUGCGCAUCUAACAGUCGAGGUAAAACAUAUCCAGCCAAUAUCUCUUUGUGAAUGCAGAAUAUCAAUUUUAGUGUACAUUUGUGUCAUUUACAUUGCUUAAUUUCAAGCUCAUAUUUUUUAUAUCUCAGAUAAUAACAAUGGAAACAUAUACAUUCCUGUCAUUGCAUGUCUCUGUCAAGCAUUGUUGCUUUCAACUGCUGUUAAUGUCUACCUUAUAUGCAUGACAAGAUAUAGAGAAGCAUGUCAAAACAUUUACACUCAUUAUUUUGCUGUAUGGUGCAGAUCUGACAGACCAAAUGACUCGAAUGAUCAGGUUCAAGCUGAUGAAACCCAAAAUUGUGCACUGAAUAUCUCUAGUGACAAUAGAGAGACUGAUAGACCACCUGAAGAGUGUGUGUACUCUGAUGUGAAAUGCUCUUGAAAGGAGUGAAACGGCCACCCGUACACGUAACAUACUGUAGUAUUGACUUUUCUUUACUAAUUACUUUAAAUUUUAAAGAUGGUGUUGUUGAUAAUAUGCAUUUCUAUUCAUGUCCUCUUUUGAAUGCUUGAUUAACUUUUUUUCUAUCUUCUAGUUUGGUUUUGGUUUAAAGUGUAACCAAACAUCUAUUGAAGUAAAACUUUUAAAACAGAUUAUUUAAUAUUUUAAUUUAGAGGUUUUGCAGUUUUUAACUUGAAUGAUGUCACAUCACCCUGUGUCAAAAAUAAUUGUCAUGUUGGUUAAUAUCCAACAUUUUAUUUCAACCAAUAGAUUACUGUUGGUUGGAUGAAAAUGUUAUAUAUUUCGCUGCAAUAUUCCAAAUGGUUAAAUCAGCAUGUAGUGUGUGUUUUGCAAUACAGUAAGCAUUAUAAGACGAAUAAGACGAAAUAAAUCAAUUACAUUUUGACAAUGUUGUAACAUUUCUCAAAAGGCUUUUUUAUUCGUUUUGUUUGAAGAAAUAUGUAAAAACUUUCGAUAGACACCACUGUACUGUCUCAUUGAAUGAAGCGCCACUCGUCUGUAAAGGUUUGACACAUACUGAUUAUCAGAAUGUAAUAAAAAUGUAAGUUAUUGUAGCAUUUUUUUUUUAAAUACUCUACAUAAAUUUACAUAAACACACCUGAUGUCAAUAUACAAGUAUUUAACAUAAAAUGUAUUUUGUGUUGUGUUGUCAUUGUAUUG